Bactrocera latifrons is the source of this 2434-nucleotide messenger RNA. It is a transcript of the gene noc, whose product is annotated as zinc finger protein Noc. Gene Ontology annotation, cellular component: nucleus. Lineage: Eukaryota; Metazoa; Arthropoda; Insecta; Diptera; Tephritidae. The transcript is spliced from 2 exons. The coding region runs from base 586 to 2181 and encodes 531 amino acids. The record is from RefSeq and is a predicted model, not a curated record. Gene Ontology annotation, biological process: negative regulation of DNA-templated transcription.
UUCCUUGCGUUUAGACGUGUUUGAAAAGAAACUCGGAACGUGGCAAAGUAAAUACUCUUUGACUACACUUAUAUCUACCCACAAGCUAAUUUGAUAGUCAUAAUAAACGGUUGUGCUCAAAAACAACAAAGUUGAAAAAAAAAAAAAUUAUAAAAGCAAAUAAAUACUUCGAAAUAAUUUGUGUUCAAUCAUUUUGUGUGGCGCUCUGAAAUACAAAUUUCAAAAUAAAAGUGAAUUAUAUUAAACUAAGCAGCGCUGAAGCAUUUUGUGAAUGAAAUUUAAACUUUCGCUGCAAAGAAUAUACAAAAAGUUAGUGCUAACUAGAAAACAAUAAAUUGUGCUCACCCAACUUAAAUGGUGGAUUAUUAAAAAAAAAAAAGUCGUUAAAGUAGCUUAAAAGCUUGAAAACUUGAAAACUCAAACCCCAAAAUAAAUUGUUGGAUUAACCAUUGCAUCAACAUCUCUACUAGCUGCUAUAAGACCAGCUACACCAUUACUCUCAUUGGAUUAAACAUUUUUGUGGAUUAGCUGUAUUACUCAACUUCGUUAUCCACGCUUUCUACACAACCUUUGGAUUUGCGAAAAAUGGUUGUUUUAGAAGGUGGCGGCGGUGUUGUUACCAUUGGCAACAACCAAUAUCUGCAGCCCGACUAUUUAUCACCAAUACCAACAACGAUGGACGCCAAGAAAAGUCCACUCGCACUGUUGGCACAAACUUGUUCACAAAUUGGCGCUGAUUCGUCGGCAGUUAAGCCAUUACUCGCUAUGGAUAAAUCAAAGAAGUCUGCAUCUUCAUCUUCGUCAUCCACCUCAUCGAAUGCCAGUACGGAUAUGAGUGCUUCCAAGUCGCCAACACAGGCUAAAUCACCGAAAUCCACCACACCAAAUACCACCGAGGUGAAGUUAGCUUUUAAGCCCUACGAAACAAAUGUAUUAAGCGCUCAAAACCACAAUACAUUCAAAUCAUCAUCCUCAACAACUGUGGACGAGCAACGACCCAGCUCAAAAUGCUCCUCAAGCGGUGGUGCAGAUAACAAUACACGUGUGCCCUCACGCAACAAAUCCAAUUGUACACCAGAAUCACAUGCGAUCAAAAUGGAGAAUAUGCAUGGUGUUACACCGACACCAAGUGAUAAUAAUCGUAAAACUGUGUCUCCCGCCGGUUCUUCACAACGUGGCGCCAGCCCCAUUGUGCGUUCUGGUAUGGAAGUACUGAAUAAUAGCAACGGUUCAGCCACGCACCCUAAGGAGAUGAGCAGUAUGGCUGCGGCAGCCGCUGCUGCUGCUGCUGCUUACAAAGCGGCCGGGCCAUAUGGUAUUAACCCAUUAUCGGCGCUCUGCUGUCCCCCCGGUAUGGAGCAACAUGCCAAUCCUGCUUUUCGCCCACCGUUUGCCGGCGGCUUCUCACACCAUCACGCAGCAAUGUUAGCCGCUGCUGCUGCAAGUGGCGGUUACCCAGGCGGCCCCAAUGGUCCGGGCUCACAACCCAAUCCCUACAUCAGCUAUCAACGCAUCAAGACACCAUCCGGCGGUGAGGCUAUUGUACCCGUGUGCAAGGAUCCCUACUGUCCCGGCUGCCCGUACUCGGCACAUACGCAACAAAUGCUUAUGGGUGCACCCUGUCCAGCUGGUUGCACACAAUGUGAACAUCAAAAAUAUGGCAUGGCAAUGAUGGGCGGCGCCGCUGGUCUCCCACCGAGUCAUCCUUACUCGCAAGCUGCCGCUGCUGCUGCCGCUAGUGCUGCUGCGGCGCGUUCAGCGCCAUAUGUCUGCAGUUGGGUGAUAGGUGACGCUUAUUGUGGCAAACGUUUCCAGACCUCCGACGAACUCUUCUCACAUCUGCGCACGCACACCGGUAACCUCUCGGAUCCAGCUGCUGCCGCCGCCGCUUUGGCCCAGUCACAGGCACAAUCAUUAUUGGGCACACUUUUCCCACCAUCAGCACUCCGCGCCGGCUAUCCAACACCACCGUUAAGCCCAAUGAGCGCUGCUGCUGCGGCACGCUAUCAUCCUUAUGCCAAACCCGGUGGCAUACCAGCUAGCGCGUUGACUGCACCAUCCGCCUUCGGCAUGACUGGCUUUAAUCCCGCAGCGGCUGCUGCAGCAGCGGCUUUGGGACCCUACUACUCACCCUAUGCGAUGUAUGGUCAACGCAUUGGCUCGGCAGCGGUGCAUCAGUAAGCGUUUGCUAUAGCGAAGCUGAAGCGCGAUAAAUGCUGACAACAAGGCUAGUCAAGGAGAACGAAAGGCUAACCGUGUGAUCUUUGAGUGAGGCGCGUGCGCACAUGUCGACUGCAAGGCCAACAGUGAGUGGGGCAUAGGCAUGGUGUGCCGCGCACUCGGUUACAAUAUGCAUACCAAAAACAUUGAAGCGAAUAAAACAGAAACAAAGAUCUGAAAAUGAAGUUGGAAAUUGCAGAAAAAAGGCAAAAAA